Molecule: messenger RNA, 300 nt
Organism: Parascedosporium putredinis
Lineage: Eukaryota; Fungi; Ascomycota; Sordariomycetes; Microascales; Microascaceae
Source: the annotation of a GenBank genome assembly
AUGGCAGACUUACGCCUAGAUGGCGAUGAUGACCCGAUGGUCCUUUCAGACCACGCGCUAGCUGCCCUUGCGGAAUUCCAUUCUGAACAGGACGCUCAAGUACGCGAAUUUGAAAGGGUCAAUUCAAUCGCCGAGGCAGAAAGGUCUCGAAACGCCCCUUUUGAUAUUGAGUUGUUUACCGAGAAUUGGGGUAGAAGUCAAUUUUGGGUAGCAGACUUUCCCUUUUCUGUACUCCUCGAUGGGAUCGUGUCUAACGAAAUCUCAGUAUACAAGCGAGACGGCGGAGUUGCUGGCUGGUGA